GCACUUCCGCCUCUGCGGCGCCAUGGCGGGGGGGCGGGGCUGGGCCGCGAUGGCGGCGCCGGGGGCGCUGCGGCGGUGGUGGGCGCUGGUGUUGGGCGGCCGGACGAGCUGGGGCCCCGCUCCGCUGUGCCGAGGACGAGCGCUGCCGAGACCCUCGCCUGUGCCUGCCCGGGCUGUCCGCCCGUUGCGGUGGGAGUCGUCCUUCUCCCAGCCGGGCCCCACGGAGAGCGAGCCCAGCGAAGGACAGGUCUUCCUCAGCGAGAGCUGCGUGAAGAGGCUGCUGGAGAUUGCAGAAGGCUCGGAGUUUCUCAGGCUGCAGGUGGAAGGAGGUGGCUGCUCUGGCUUCCAGUACAAGUUUUCCUUGGACACAGUUAUCAAUCCUGAUGACAGGGUGUUUGAACAAGGUGGUGCCCGUGUGGUUGUGGAUGUGGACAGCCUGGCCUUUGUGAAAGGUUCCAUGGUGGACUUCAGCCAGGAGCUGAUCCGAAGCUCCUUCCAGGUGGUGAGCAACCCCCAGGCAGAGAAAGGUUGCUCGUGUGGGACUUCUUUCUCUGUCAAAUUCUGACUGGACUUCCCAUGGAUGGACACUGUUUUCAGACACUUCCUGGCAGUCUUCAGUGGGUUUUUUCUUUUCCCAGCUGCUCCCUCUCAUCUCCCUUACUCUGUGACACUGCUGUUACACAUUACUGCAGCUGUGUGUGUGCUUGCACUGAGCCUGUCUCCAAGACUUGUUGGCCUUCCCUUCAGAAACAUGGAGUAACCAUGAGCACACACACAGGAGCAUCUUCAGCACCUUGUGAACCAGUGCCAGGUGGUGCUGACUUGCCUGCCCUGUCCUGAAUGUGGAACUACUUAACUGUUUCUCUCUGCAAGAGAGGGCUAUAUAUACAUAUAUACAUGUGUAUGUGCAGAUGUGUUUAUUGAAAAUCCUUAGUAAAAAAAGUCUCUGAGACUGA
Myiozetetes cayanensis is the source of this 956-nucleotide messenger RNA. RefSeq names its product iron-sulfur cluster assembly 2 (gene ISCA2). The transcript is spliced from 4 exons. Gene Ontology annotation, molecular function: iron ion binding; 2 iron, 2 sulfur cluster binding; 4 iron, 4 sulfur cluster binding. Lineage: Eukaryota; Metazoa; Chordata; Aves; Passeriformes; Tyrannidae. Gene Ontology annotation, cellular component: mitochondrion. Bases 23 to 565 code for a protein of 180 amino acids. Gene Ontology annotation, biological process: iron-sulfur cluster assembly. The record is from RefSeq and is a predicted model, not a curated record.